GCAAGCAAUAGCUAUAAUGUAAUACAAAUGCUGAGUUAUUUUAUAAAAACAACAUCUCCUUAUCAUAUCAAAGUACAUUUAUUAUGCAAUGUUUCUUCCUCCGUUUGCUUCCUCCACCCGCAUCUCACCGGCAGUAUCCGAUGUAUCACGCCCGAAACUAACAACAACCAGCAUUCACAUUAUGGCCUUAGACGGAAUCGUCAACGCAAAUUCGCUAUUCACAUUAGCACUCUUCCUCGGCAUCACAUCCACCAACACCAACAGCACUCUAAUCGGAGACAACCCUGCCUGCAUAGCUGGACCCUCUGUCGCGGAGAGCCUCAUGGCCUACCAUGUCUACUCCUUCAGCUCCUUCCUUUUCUCAAGCCUCAUUGCUUUGGCUAUCAAAAACGUCAUCAGCAUCAGCAAGGGCAUUGAUGGAGCUGUUGCUACCAAUAACUUGGUGCAUGGUUAUGAGUUAGCUGGGGAAGUUAACACUGUUGCUUUGAGGCUUGGAACUUUGGUUUCGGCUUUUGGAUCGGUUUUUGGAUGUGGGUUUUUGGUUAUGGCUUUGGUUGAUUUGGUGCAGAUUAAGUUGGGAACUUUGGCUUGUGGGAGUCAUUAUACUUUGUAUGCUAUUGCUCCUUUGCUUAUUCUUGUUCCUUUUGCAUUACUUAUAUAUGUUAUUCUUGUUCUCUAUGCUUUUACUCGUUAGUGCUAUCACUCCAAGCAUGUAUAUAUAGGAAGAUGUUUAUAUUGUUGUUAACAAUCAGGGGAUUAAUCAAAUAUGUAUAUUAUGAUCAUUGAAACCUGAAUUGGCAAUGUGGAUUACAUUUUGUGUAGUCAA
This is a messenger RNA of Lathyrus oleraceus (garden pea), 826 nucleotides long. RefSeq lists its product as uncharacterized. The record is from RefSeq and is a predicted model, not a curated record. Bases 89 to 694 code for a protein of 201 amino acids. The transcript has a single exon. NCBI's taxonomy places the organism in Eukaryota, Viridiplantae, Streptophyta, Magnoliopsida, Fabales, Fabaceae.